ACUCUUCCCAUUAUAUAUAUGCAUACACUAUCUUCAUCUCUCUUCAGCCAUCAAGUAUUUACUGCAUAACGUCAACGAUUCUCCAUUCUAUUAGCUUUAAGCCCUUCUAAUUGUCCACACAAAACCCAAGAAAAACUUGAUGAUGAUUAUGGAAAGCAGCUUAGGAGACAUGUUAUUGAAGGUAGCCAUGUUCGCUUUGGUGCAAGCACUGGUUUAUAUCAUCCUCUCAAAGUCAUCCAACAUCUUCUCCAAUACCGUAAAGAGAUCAUCUAGCUUCAAGCCAGCUCGCUCCGUUAGUAUUCGCAGGUUUCUUGCCGCUUUACAAGACCUUCCGGCCAGUGGUGAACUCUCUCCUUCUCCCAAGAAUCCGGCGUCCACUCAAGAUACAAGUCAACAGACAAAUUAGAAAUAUAGAUCAUAUAGAGGAUCCUUUUGUCUUAGAACUAUUAUAUAUCUUUUAAUUUUAGAAAAAAUGUUGUGUUUGAGUUUAUUGUACAAAAUUUUAGAUGAUUCUUUUAUUUAUUGAACACCCUUUCCCUA
Molecule: messenger RNA, 540 nt
Organism: Ricinus communis (castor bean)
Lineage: Eukaryota; Viridiplantae; Streptophyta; Magnoliopsida; Malpighiales; Euphorbiaceae
Exons: 1
Coding region: 140-406 (88 amino acids)
Source: RefSeq, a predicted model, not a curated record